Labrus bergylta (ballan wrasse) is the source of this 2095-nucleotide messenger RNA. Its product is annotated as lymphocyte-specific protein 1-like. The record is from RefSeq and is a predicted model, not a curated record. Gene Ontology annotation, molecular function: actin binding. NCBI's taxonomy places the organism in Eukaryota, Metazoa, Chordata, Actinopteri, Labriformes, Labridae. Gene Ontology annotation, biological process: signal transduction.
AGAGUGAGAGAGAGAGAAUGAGUGCGAGAGAGAGAGAGAGAGAUGGCAACAAGAGCCACAGAAACAUCUCAGGAUAACAGGAGAGCAGCUGUGAGAAACUUCUGAGCCUCCAGACCAGGAUCAGGACCAGGACCAAGGGUUACAAGACAACCAGAACCACAACCAAAGACAAGGAGCAGCCCUAUCCAGCAUGUCAGAGUCGAUCAGGAGGAAAAGCUCCAGCAGACAGCUGCUGCAGAACCUCAUCAGGGUGACGGCCCAGCGGAGUCAGGAGGAUGCUGAGGAGGUAGAGCGGGAGAGAAGGAGGAGAACCAGAGAGAAGCAGAGAGGAGAGGGGAGUCCCUCCUGGCCAGAGCCCCCCCCUGAGCCCCCCCACGACGACCUCCCACACAACAGAGAGCUGGACGAGGAGCUGAAGCCCACCUGCCGUUUGGUUCUGGAGGAGGACGAGGGCUUCAGUGACUGGAGUCACAGGUUGGAGAAUCGUAAUGACCAGGAGGUGCCAGUUGCCUGUAGAGCCAGGGUGCAGAGAUCUUUACCACCACAGUGGAAACCAGAGCCUGAAGUGGAGAAACAGCAGGAGAAAGAAGAGGAGGAGGGAUGUACUCCAGAACAAAGCAGUCCAUCACAGGAAGCUCAAAGACCUACACAGAAGAUGUCCAGCAACAGGAAAGAAAUCAGGACGUCUUACAGCUCAACAGUCUUCCUGCCACAGGACGUCAGGCUGCCUGACAGGACGUCCUACCUGGUGGCGGGGACGAUGAAGCCCCGAGGAGGGGCCCGCAGGGUGGAUGGGGGGGUGAAGCACGACGAGCAGAAGGAAGAAAUGGAGGUGCAACCUGACCUGCAGAGGGAGUGGAGGUCAGCAGGGGCCCCACGGAGCCACAGAGAUGAAGAUGAGGAGGAGGAAGAAGAAGAGCUGAGCUUCACACAUGAAGGGAAGGAAGACUUCCACUUCGGACAGGAGGAAAGACACAAGGAAGAGGAGGAGGAGGACCAGGAGGACCAGGAGGAGGAGAAGAUGCCAGACGAGCACCUGCUGUUUGCCAGUGUUCCCGAGAUUCCUCAAAUAACUCAGCCCGGGUGGCCAUGUGAGCUUAAGAAGGUUUUUAAUCAUGAGAGGUCAGCGGAGGGCAGGAGAAGUGAGGAGAUGAGCAGGAGGUCUGCAGAAUCUGUUUGCAGCAGCGAAGGAGACGAGGCAUUAAACUGCUACGGACCCAUGAGCCCCACAUUCAAGAAACUCCUCAUCCAGUUCUACCCGGAUGAAGCAAACAGCAGAGUCUCAACAGAUGUUAAAUGCAAGAUCAUAGAGAGAACCGAGUCGCUGAAGAAAAGCACCAGCUGCACAAAGAAGACGCCGCCACCUCUCCCUGUUUCCAAGAUUAACAAGAAGCUGGAACAGUACACACACGCCCUCGAGGUUUCCUCAAAAGAAGGCCGACCAAGCGUUCAGGUGCUGACAGACCUGACGAGUCCUGCUGAACCCGUCUCUUCAAAGAAGAAUCUGUUUGAGGCCGGAGAAGCCUGGAACCAAUCCAGCGUCUCAGUCACGCCAUCCAAACAGGAUGCAGAUGGAUUAAAAGUUGGGGUGGCUGAUCUCAUCAACCAGUGGGUGAAAGGAGGUGAAGACGCCAGCCGCUGCAGCUCGCCCUUCAGACCAGCAGAGGGCUCAGCCGGUAAAAGAUAUAAGUUUGUGGUGACGGGUCACGGCAAGUAUGAGAAGGUUUCUGUCGAUCACGACUCCGGUGAAGACGCAAACUGUCCGUCAGCUGGGCAGUUCUAUGAAGAUUUGUGAAAGACAAGCUGGACUUUCUGUGUCGGGAAAAAAAAAUUAAAUACAGCACACAUUUUAGCCACUAUCACUUCUUCAUUCCCUGAAUUUCAAAUGUUUGUUUGUAAAUGUAUUUAAAUCAUGUUGUUUGGAUUUCUUUCUUUUUUUUCCCUUUGCAACUUCGGUAUCUUUUUACCACAGGUAAUGAAGAAAAUACCAAGUCAUUUUUCUCCUGUUUAUACCAGACAGUUAACCGCUUAUUUUGUGAAUAUUAAUCUCAGAAGUAGUACAUCUUUAAUAAAACAAAUUAAAUGUAAUUAAGAA